AUUCUCCUUCCUAUCUUUCUGUGGUUGAUUUUGUGUUUUUUGGAGGAAAUUAGGGUGGGGAGUGAGAAUGUGUUGAGUGUGUUGGAAUUGUUUAGGGUCCUGACAUCGUUCCUCCUCCCCCUGUAUGUAGAAAUUGAGAUGUCUUCAGAAGAGGCCAGGAGUGUGGUGGGGAGUGAAGUGAUGCCUUUGGAGUAUGGUAGUAUGGAUAUGGAGAGCAGUCCGUCUCCAACGAGUUCGGAGAGGACGAUGGAAGAGAGGAGGGAAGAAGUAGUAGUAGAGGAGGAGGAAGAGGAGAUCCCCUCAAACGUGUUAGAAUCUGGGGGUGGCGUAGAUGGGUGCUAUGACCUGGACUUAGAGAUAGUGUCUGAGGUAAAGGGGUAUGUGAGCGAAUUAGGGCUUAGGUUUCCCAUUCCAGAAUUACUGGUUGGGCUGUUAUUAGAUUAUAGUAUAGGAAUAACCCAGCUAACUCCCAAUGCCAUGAGGGCAGCUGGGGGUAGGGGGGAGAAGGGAUGGUACUACUUCGGCCCUCGGUCGUCCAGCAAAGGGAAUAGGACUUUAUUCUCUGUUGGACCGUCAUCCAUCAAAGGGUGGAAAGAAAAAUUCUUCUUUGUGGAUGACACCGAGUGGAGUAGGAGGGAUGCCGAAGUGGAACAGUUGUCUGCUUGGAAAGCUAAGAAAACCAAGCAGAACAACUAUAAGUUAAAUGAGGAUGAGGUGGGGGAGGUGGAGAAGCUGGUGAGGGAGGACGGAGACGUGGUGGACAUCCUAUACCUCACUAGUCCGCAGGCAAUAGAAGCUGCUGAGCUCUAUGGGCCAAGCUCAUUGAGCGAGGUUGAGAUGGAGGAGUUUACCGAUGCUGUUGGGGGGUUGCGCAUCCCAAAGAAGCCAAGGAAGAAGUCAACGACUUCAGUUGCGGCGAACAGAGGGGUGCCCGAGAGAGAGCGCCUGCCCAGCACUUCUGCCCGGGCCAUGGAGGUGCAGCCAAGGCCGGAGCCUGUGAUUGGGGGCAGCGAGGAUGUAAGCGAGGAGACGGCUCUGCUCCAGAGGAAGAAGAGGAGGGUGGCAGAGCUAGAAAGUAGGGGGGAUGAGGUGGUGGAGUUCAUGCCUCGACCUUCUCCUCCAGAAAUCGAUCCUGAGGUCUGGGAGAGGGAAGAGGCCGAGGUGCAAGGCCUUAGUGGGGGCAGGGAGCGCACCCCACCCCACGCGUACCAGAAAAGUUUGUUUGAGGCGACAAACAUGACUGGGGUGAAGCUCUUUCUCAACGCUACGCUUCCUGACGUGGAUAGGAUGCAAGCGAAGAACGAGGUGCUUAGCCAUGCGGGGUAUACCGUUAGUGCGAGUUGGACAAACGCUCUAGCGCAAGAGUAUACAGAGAGCGUUAGAGAUCGUGCCAGCUUGCAGAGGCAGUGCGAUGCCCUGCGAAAGGAGAAGGAGGAGCUGCAGAAGGAAAAGGGGGAGUUGCAGAAGAAAAACCAGCAGAUUCAGAGGAGGCUGGAUGAGGUGACACCAACAGUGACCGAGCUCCAGAGUGAUAACAGUGUCUUGAGCACGAAACUCUCUCUUGAGGAACGUAAAAGGAAAAUUUGCGAAGAGAAGCUCGAGGCUCAAGACAAAUAUAUCGAGAGCCUGAAGAAAGGGGCAGUGGAGCUGAAGAAGAACGUGGAGCUGUUGGUGCACAAUGGGAUGGAGGGACAUAUUGGCAACUUCCUCAACUCCAGCACCUUCGAGGGCAUCCUCAAGCUGUACCGGCUGCCAACCGCCAUCCUGGCCUUCACCGACUGCAGAAAGAAGGUGAAGGCCCAGUACCCAGAGGUGGACGUGACAACGGUCACUUUUGGGGAACAGGAGGAAGGAGUGGAGGAAGAUGGCGAGAGUCUCUGUGCGGACUUCCGUCCUCAGAUUACUCUGAGGUGGGAGCGUGAUGUAGAGGGGCGCACCAUUUUUCCGCCAACCUUUGAUGCUGAGUUGGUGGCCGUGGAGGGAGAAGAAGAAGAAGAAGAAGGAGCGUUAGGCGCUGGUGUUGGGGAUCAGGCAGCAAUGGCCGAAGUGCAGCCUCCUGAGGUGCAUCCAGUCUCCUCUGACGAGGUGCAGUAGCUGGCCCCUCCUGAAGUAGAAGUGCUGCCUCAACCUGCUGAAGAUGGACCCAGAUCCCCACCUUUUCCUGAUGAGGAGCAGCCUCCUCCUCCAACAGAGUAGUUUAGGAUUUUCUUUGCAUUAUUGAUGUAAAUAACAUUGUUAUAUUUAAUGUAUAAAAUUUUUGAAUUGAUUAUUGUCUGGUGUUCAAGCUUUAAUUUGUGAUUGAUGUUUUCCUUUGAGGAACUUUUUAUGGUAAAAUAAGUUAACUGGAAUUAA
Molecule: messenger RNA, 2352 nt
Organism: Rubroshorea leprosula
Lineage: Eukaryota; Viridiplantae; Streptophyta; Magnoliopsida; Malvales; Dipterocarpaceae
Source: the annotation of a GenBank genome assembly